This is a messenger RNA of Cotesia glomerata, 5449 nucleotides long. It is a transcript of the gene alpha-Man-IIb, whose product is annotated as alpha-mannosidase 2. The record is from RefSeq and is a predicted model, not a curated record. Gene Ontology annotation, molecular function: carbohydrate binding; alpha-mannosidase activity. The coding region runs from base 1621 to 4932 and encodes 1103 amino acids. The transcript has 7 exons. Gene Ontology annotation, biological process: N-glycan processing; mannose metabolic process; protein deglycosylation. Lineage: Eukaryota; Metazoa; Arthropoda; Insecta; Hymenoptera; Braconidae. Gene Ontology annotation, cellular component: Golgi membrane.
GCCAGUAGUACGUUGUGGCUUGUCCGAACGUAAACCUCCAACGAUUAUAAUUGUCCAAUAUAAAAAAAUAAAUACGCAUGUUCAUGUAUAAUUAGUGCAACAAAACGAUAAAUUAGUUAACCAUGACAGUUAAAUUCAGUUUGAUUUUUCGCGGAGUUUUUUGGUGACAGUUUUUUCUAUGCAUGGUUUUUUGUUUACCGGCAACGUAAUAUGACAUGAUAAGGUAACGACGAGUGCAGAGAGUGUUAUUGCAUGUAUUGAUAACAGUAUAAGUAUAAGGAGUGAAAAUAUAAAGAAAAAGAGAAAGGAAUAGACCUAGUAUAUAGAAUAGGAAAGAAAACGAAGGUGAAGGCGAAUGGGAAUUUUACCCUCUGGGGAAAUUUUUCCAAGAGUUGACUCUCUCAACUUUCAGAGUUUAUACUGAGCUAAACUAGUGUUGUGCGAGAACACGAGCUGUUACUCUGUUGGGAGUUUUCUGCAUGACUUCGGGGAUAUCUGUUUCUCUGGGGAGAAUCCGAAGUAGAACAUACAACUUUUGUUGAAAAAAACUCAUUCUUUUCAAUGUAAUUUAUUUAUUAGUGUGUUAAAGAAUCCAAGUAUAAUUUGAAUUUUAAAGUUUGUCAUCAUCUAGCCAUGACAUGUUCGAUUUAAAUUUAAAUAUGAUAGUUUGAAGAACAAUUCAUUUCGACCAUUGACGAGCGACGAAAUUCAUCCAGUACAGGAGCUGAGCUAACGUGCAGUAAAAAAUAUCGCGAGAGAGCUUGAUAGAAGCGCUCUAUUCUUCUCGCGUAAAUCUGGGGACGGAGAAAAGUUGUUUAAAUAAAAAUAAUGAUGAUAAUACGGGCGCUAUUGAAGUGAGAAGAAAAAGGAAGAAUACCUGACGAAAAAUAAUAAUAAUAAUAAUAAUAAUAAUAACAAUAAAAAAUAAAAAAAAUCUCAUUACACUGUCGGCAUCUUUUCAGUGGAACUUUUCCAGGGAAGACGAAUGCAUCGUUUUUCUUUUCCCAGUGCUCGGAUUUUUUUAGUUGCCAUCCAAGGACUCGGUAGGCAGAGACGUCGCCGUAGAGUGAAUCGCGAUAAGUAUCCUCGACACGUCGCGGUCGGUUCUGACGUCCGUGUAAGACGAAAUUGCUCGUCUGCGUUUCUGGGAAGAACCUCUGGACGCUAAAAUUUAUCAUUUUUCACCGCUCGGGAACCUUAUUUCUAUUCUUCUGUUACCGUGUUUCUAUUAUACCCAUAUAUCUAUAUAUAUAAAGUUUUAUGGCCGGGUACUUUAUGUAGGACGAGAUUUUCUCGACAAUCUUCUCACAAUAUCCUCUUGUUGGAGGUAGAGUCUCCUGAGCACCAGAAAUCUUGGCGAACUGACCAAGUAAUCUGCCGUAGAUAACAACAUGUGAAUUGUGUAUUUCGAGGUCAAAGAUGAGUUCCUGAAACAAAUCGUCCAAAUUUUGAUGACAUUAAUCUGAAAAGUAGGUUCAAAAAUGUCUUGAUUCGGGACUAAAAUGUUGAAGUACUUUGAGUAAAGACAAAGUACAUUUAGUUGGUUCUCGUUUCGGUAAAAGAGUGAAAAGUGAAAAAGGUAUUUGUGUUGAGAGAAAGUUGGAUUAUUUGAGCGGAAAUAUGUAUAAACUUUUUCGGCGUGGCUCCGGCCGCAUGCUGAUACUCUGCGUGGUCGUGCUGUCACUGCUGGUGUGUUUGUACUACGUAAGUCAGAUUCAGGCGCCGUCAACGGGUCAAGCACCAGCGCUUCUCGCCGCACCUGUGGGCGUUAGAUACGAGCAGCGGCAACCGCUUACCACCCUCGUACCUGAUUACAGUGAGCAGCCUGACGCGAGAGUUUCAGCGGGCAAUUGUCCGCUGACACAACCCCGGAAUGCUGACAUUGAUACCCUCACCGAAUAUUCAAAGUUUGAUUUCCAGCCAUCGUGGAUGAGAAGUCGAGAAUACUGGGACGACAGUUUUGAAGCACGAUAUGCGGAACUCCGUAAAGACCCGACAAGGCCACCGCUCAAGGUGAUAUUGAUGCCGCACAGCCAUACUGAUCCCGGGUGGCUUAAAACUUUCGAACAAUAUUUUCAUAGUUCGACACGCGGUAUCCUCAACAACAUGGUUACCAAGUUACAGCAGUGGCCAAAUAUGACGUUCAUUUGGAGUGAGGUUUCAUUUCUAUCAUUGUGGUGGGAGAGUGCUCACCCGACGAAGAAAGCGGUGGUUAAGCGGCUAGUGAAAGAGGGUCGCCUCGAAAUGACCACUGGGGGCUGGGUGAUGACGGAUGAGGCGACGUCCCAUAUCUACGCGAUGCUCGACCAGCUCAUAGAAGGUCACCAGUGGCUGAAAUCCAACCUCGGAGUAUCGCCACAAUCUGGGUGGUCAGUGGAUCCCUUCGGGCACGGAGGAGCUUUGCCGUAUCUCCUGAAGGCUUCUGGAGUAUCCGGGACCAUAAUCCAGCGAAUCCACUACGCGUGGAAGCAGUGGUUCGCCAAAAAGCAGUACGGCGACUUUAUCUGGCUGCAGCCAUGGGAUCAGAUUGGAGCUUACGACAUGCUGACUCACAAUCAACCCUUUGACAUUUACAACAUAAAGCACUCGUGCGGUCCCCACCCUCACGUUUGCCUCAACUUCGACUUCAGAAAGAUCCGGGGCGAGUACACCGAGUACUCCGUACGUGCUGUUGACAUAACGCCCAAUAAUGUCAAACAAAUGGCAGAACUCCUCCUUGAGCAAUACUCCAGAACCGGAUCCCUAUUUUCCCACAACGUCGUUCUAAUGCCACUCGGCGACGACUUCCGGUACGAUCACCCAAUUGAGUGGGACCAACAGUACACCAAUUACAAGAUCCUAAUCGACUACAUAAACAGCCGCAAGGACGAGUACAACGCGGAAAUAGUAUUCGGAACUCCCAAAGAUUAUUUCCGCGAAAUUGAAAAACGUAUGCUCAAGUUCCCCACUUUAAAAGGUGACUUCUUCGUCUACUCAGACAUCUUCAGCGAGGGCAGACCCGCCUACUGGAGCGGGUACUUUACCACCCGACCCUACAUGAAGAUCCUAGACCGCGAAUUGGAGGCAAAUUUGCGCUCCGCUGAAAUUCUCUACACAGUAGCGCUGAACGUAGCAAGAAGAAGCGGAAAUGAUAUUAAAUUGUACGAAACUUAUUUUGAGAAAUUAGUUAAAGCUCGCCGCAAUCUCGGUCUCUUCCAGCACCACGACGCCAUCACAGGAACCUCAAAGUCCUUCGUGAUGAAGGACUACGCUCUAAAACUCUUCGAAUCGAUUUCCGACAUGACCAAUGUCCAGAGUUUCGCGAUACAGUCGCUGACCGCAACUUCCUCCAAGAGCAAUAUCAUCUACGUCCUGCCGGAAAGCGAUCGCGAUAGCUUUGAAAAGCUCCCUAAGAAGAUACCCAUAAUGAUAAACGGGCACGAGUCAAAGAAAGUUAUCCUGUUUAAUCCCUUGGCGCAACCAAGGCAAGAAGUUGUUAGCGUUAAAGUAAACUCUCCGAAAGUUCGCGUUCUGGAUCCCUCGAAAAACCCGGUCCCGUACCAGAUAGCGCCAGUUAUGAAUGCAACAAGUAUCACUCAUGAUGUAUACGUUCUGUUGUUCGUCGUGGACUUGAAGCCUUUGGCAAUAGCGACUUACCACAUCGAGCAGAUCGAUAAGGUCCCUACUGAGGCGCUGUCUACGGUUUACUGCAACAGAUGCGGGAAGGACAACGUUUUUCCUAUAAAAUCGAUGCCUUCCAGUGACAUCCAGUUGGAGAACCAUCGCAUGAAGCUGCUGAUCGAUGGACAAACGGGACUUCUCAAGCGAGUUACCAAAAAGUCUACUGGGAAAGUUACGCAAUGUACGAUUCAGUUCGCGGCGUAUACUUCUGCGCAGUUUCACAGCGGAGCUUAUCUGUUCAUGCCGGAUCCGAAUUUAAGAGACACUGAUAAGGAUAUUUUGGAAGCUUAUACACCGCAUCAGAAGAUAUACAUCGUGUCGAGUAGUUUGAGCUCCAGGUUGACUGUCGAGUAUGGAAAAUUGCUGACCCACCAUGUCACUAUUUUUCACCAUGAUGGUCCACUGGCUGAAGCGAUCCACAUUAGAAAUGUUGUUGACUUUGAAACUCCGCCGAAAAAUCGGGAAACGGAAAUGUUCAUGAGAAUUCAAACGGAUUUGGUUAAUGGGGAUCCACCCGAGUUUUACACAGACGUUAAUGGCCACCAGAUGCUGAAGCGGACCAAGAUAGAGCGAAUUGGAAUCGAGGGUAACUACUAUCCGAUAACAACUAUGGCUUACAUUGAAGACAAUACGCAGAGAUUAACUCUGUUGGUGAACCACGCGCAAGGUGCAGCCAGUUAUCAGCCUGGUUGGCUGGAAGUUAUGCUAGAGCGGAGAACUUUGUACGAUGACUCUCGGGGCAUGGGUGAAGGCUUGCUGGAUAACCGUAAAACGGUCCUCAAACACUGGUUGCUUCUGGAGGAUAUAGUUGGAGACAAAGACGAGUACUCGAAGCCCUCGUUGUUCGCUAAUCACAUUAGCAACUUUCUUAAUUACCCUAUAAAUAUAUUUAUUGUUGACAAAACAGAAAGUGAUGUUACUAUUAAGCCGGAGGUUAAGUUAAUAAGUAAGAGUUUGCCCUGUGAUUUGCAUCUGCUUAAUUUAAGGACUAAUCACGAUCAAAAGCUACCCCACUUUCCGGUCAGCAGCGCCCUGAUGGUUCUUCACCGGCAGGGCUACAGUUGUUCAGUCGGAGCGGAUAUUACGCUUAAACACUGUCCGCUUACAGAUAAACCUCAUCCAGCGACGAGCUUUUAUAAGUUGAAUCGCACUAAUAUUACGCGCAUGUCUCUUACGGGGACUUUUGUUAAAAAGUACUUGAAAGAGGGAUUCAAAAGCAUUAAUCCGAUGCCAAUGGAGAUUGAAACUUACAAUGUACAUUUUUUACAGUGACUGUGUAGCUAGUGUUAAAUUGUUUUAUAUAUAAAAUUAGCGAUUAGGUAUAAAUAAUAUUUAAAUAGCAUUUAUCUUCUUUUGUUUAUUUUAACUCGACAUUACCCGAGUCGAAAUUUAAGUCGUAGAUUCAACGUAUUGAACGUUCAAAUCAUAAAUUCGACAUUUUGAAUGUUUAAAACGUCAGUUUAACAUAUUGGACGUAAAAAAUAUAGAUUCAAAAUUUUUAAAAAAGAAUAAAUUCAAAGAUACUCCAAGUACCAUUGGUUCGUAAUUAAACACUAGCUUGUCUUCUUAAGGGGGAACACCACUGUGACGAUCGAAAAAAAGAGGUGAUUUUCGGGAAUUUUUUUGACAGGGAAAAUAAAGGAAUUUGGGAAUCGGGUUUUUUUUUAUUUUAUUAAGGGUACAUUAAAGAUUAUAACCCUAAAUUUUUAUUAAAAAAUAUUUAAUUAUUACAAAGUUAUUAACAAUCUCGUCGAGCACUGGAGAAAAUUUCCUCCUCCAUAGUCGGUUC